Molecule: messenger RNA, 6489 nt
Organism: Acanthaster planci (crown-of-thorns starfish)
Lineage: Eukaryota; Metazoa; Echinodermata; Asteroidea; Valvatida; Acanthasteridae
Product: dual specificity mitogen-activated protein kinase kinase 1-like
Biological process (GO): protein phosphorylation
Molecular function (GO): protein kinase activity; ATP binding
Source: RefSeq, a predicted model, not a curated record
UACGUACAGAAGCGCCGUUGACUGUACGUGCGUGACCAACCCGUGUGACCUCUCUGUGUUGUUUCUCGCAGACUUGUCGUUGGGGUCUCCAUUCAUUAUUCAAGGAAAACGCACCCUACUUCCGCUCGUAAUGGUGAACGCUACGGUGAUCGCUUGCUGACAGAUAACUUUUGUGUGCAUGUGAGAAAAAGAUCGGGUAAUUUGAAAGGGAACGAGUGGUCACAGGUUUGUGGCAAGAGACAGUGUGAAGUUGCCCUCAUGCGAGGUUUUCAUUGACGCACAGCGAGCGCACAAGGGCUGUCAAAAUGGCCUCUUCCAAGAAGAACAUCAAAAAGCUGACGCUGUCUGUGAAGACGGAGGAUCCUGCGCCGUCAAAUGCUGUCAACAAUUCCAGUGCCUGCAUGGCGGCCAUCGCCAAGAAGCUGGCCGACAUGGAACUGGAUGAGACACAGAUGGAGCGCCUCAAGACAUUCCUGACCCUGAAGGAGAAAGUGCUGGCCGUCGGGGAGCUGAGCGGGGACGACUUUGAAAAGCUGGACGAGCUAGGGGCGGGCAAUGGGGGCGUGGUCACCAAAGUGCUGCACAAACCCAGCAACCUGACAAUGGCGAGAAAGUUGAUUCGUCUAGAAAUAAAGCCUGCCAUCAGGAAUCAGAUUUUCCGAGAGCUCAAGGUCCUACACGACUGCAAUUCUCCAUACAUAGUCGGCUUCUAUGGCGCUUUUUACAGUGACGGGGAAAUCAACAUCUGCAUGGAACACAUGGACGGUGGUUCGCUAGAUUUGGUCAUGAAGAAAGCGGAGCACAACAGAAUACCAGAAAGAAUCCUGGGUAAAGUAACAGUCGCGGUUUUGAGAGGGUUACAUUACCUCAGAGAAAAGCAUGACAUAAUGCACCGAGAUGUCAAACCCUCCAACAUACUGGUCAAUUCCAGAGGAGAGAUCAAGAUGUGCGACUUUGGGGUGAGCGGUCAGCUCAUUGACUCCAUGGCCAACUCCUUCGUCGGGACAAGGUCCUACAUGUCGCCUGAGAGAUUACAAGGAAUCCAUUACACAGUGCAGUCUGAUAUCUGGAGCAUGGGUCUGUCAUUAGUGGAGAUGGCCAUUGGACGGUAUCCCAUCCCACCACCGGAUGAUAAGGAGAUCUGUCAGAUCUUUGGCCGGCCGUAUGACAGUUCAGCCCAGAAGUGUAGUUGUAAACCUCCUGGCAGGCCCAUCAGCACAUUUGGGGAUGCGUCACGGUCCAUGGCUAUCUUCGAACUGCUGGAGUGCAUCGUGAAUGACCCACCCCCAAAACUGCCAUCAGAAGAGUUCUCAGCAGAAUUUGUAGAUUUUGUAAACAAAUGCUUAAUUAAGAAUCCACAAGAGAGACCAGAGGUUAAAUUACUCAUGGCCCACUGUUUCUCCAAGAAGUCGGAGACAGAAGAAGUGGACGUCGCCAGCUGGGUUUGUAAGACGAUGGGGCUCCGGAAGUCAGGAAUGCGCAAGUCAGUCAACUCGGCGCACUAGGCCUUCCGUCGUUCACAGAAUCAUCCAAGGACUGGUGGGAGCAUCCCAUUAGUCAGCCCCCAGGACCCCCUGUACAUGCAUCAGUGGUGUAGUCGAGUCUGGAUCUGAGACAGAGGCCAGAACAAAGAAAAGAAGAUUUUUUUUUUUCAAAUCCUUUGGUUUUUUCUCUCUUUGGCUUCAUCUUGAGAGCAGUGAUUAGCCUCAUGUGUUUACUGUCCAACUAAAGAAACAUUCGCCAAACCUUGGUUUCACAUUAGACUUUGGAUAUUUCUGUAGCAAGACAUGGAACUGCGCUAAUUAUAAACUUGAGAAUUUCAAUUAAGGGGAAUAUGUGCAUAAAAUUGAAGCCUGAGGCGAAAGUCAGAGACAAAAACCGAUGUUUGGAAAAGCAACCCAAAGUAGGAAUGAAUUCUUUAAAUCAUCACAGAUUUGAGUUUAAACUUGAGACCUAGCUCUAGCCUGAGUCCAACAUAUGGACGGCUUCUGACAUUGGUUUUUCUGUACCACUGUGCUUUUGGGUGCACACCUUAGGAUUGGGAAACAGGACAGCUUGAAUCUGAGUCAAAGAUCAAGUCCCUAAUCUUGUAAUUUCAAUGUAAUUUUUAAUACACCCCGGGGUUAAGGCAGCAGGAACCUGGUGCGCCAGUGAAAGCCAGCCUUCAGUGUUUGUGAACAGAAGCACGAGCAAGGAUUUCAGAUUAGUGCUGCCCAUCAUUCAGUCACUGCCAGUCGGAACCUGAAUUGACCGGAAAUGGCAUCCAAAGAUUGGGGAUCUGAGAUUUCCUAUGUCCCUUGCACCAGUGAUCAAGGCUGAGUGCAUGUUUUCUUCCCAUAUUUAAAAUUUGACUGCAGAGAAUGGGAGUAUGAAAUGUUUCCUGUUGUAUCACAGAAUGGGAAUACAACGUUGUGUCCAAGUUCUAUUUUACCAUACGUCCACUUGUUGUGCAGUCUUCUCAAAAUUUGGCUUCAAACCAGAGCCAAGUUUUUGUAAAAAAAAAAAGAAAAAAAAGAAGGAAUUUCAGCAGAUAUUUUUUGGCCUUGCAUGUUUGUAUAAUAUUUUUUAAUUAACUUUGCCAUCGAAAAGGAGGACGCAUGUUUCUGCUUCAAGACCCGGGGUUUGCAUCAGUGGAGUUUUGUAGCUUGCUGAAUAUUUAUGAGCAAGAGGCCUCAUUGCUGACCAGGAUUUGAAGCCAGUGGAAAGGGGAGCAUGAGCUUUGAUGCAUCGGCUUCUGUGAGUCGCCCUGUUAAGUGUGCAAAUGCAUGAGCAGUUGCACACCAAGCAAAAAAGUUGUCACAAAACACUAUAUGUGUUCUUGGUCUUGUUUCGGUAGACACAGCAUUGCACAGUUCAGUACAUUUCCUUCGUGCAUGCAAAGCACAUGCUGUUGAGGUGAGUGAGAUGACAUGGUGAGCAAGGGGAGUAUUUUCAGGUGGCCGAUGGUGCAUGACCUUCGCCCCAGCUGACAAGGGAGGGUUCACUUUCCCAACUAUCGCCCCCUACUCCACCCGACAUUAAGCACCUAUCACAGUGCCUUCAUCGGGCACUUGGAGGGUAGAACCGGGGGACGUAAUAAUAGAGAUAAUGUUGGAAUCCUACAAGCAGCAUGUCAGCAGAGUGCGCUGAUGUCAGUGGCAAAAUGCGCUCUAAUAUAGAUGCCAAUGGCAGAAAUCUCUACUGAUGAGCUAGGGAUUGCAGUGACAGGCUUUAAAUCAAGCCUGACUUUGGGCACAAUUUUGAUGCUAGUCAUUCCACAACUCCCUGGAAUUGGCCUGUACUUUUCUCAGCUUACAUUUCUGAUGGGAAGAGAAGGUGUGACCCACAGGUUGGCUUUCCAAUCGUGAUCCCGGAAAAAAGAUUUGAUGGGAAAGGAAUUUGACUUGCACUGAUGAAAGGAGAAUAGUCAGGUUUGGUGCAAAAAACAGGUGUCAGUGAGCUGUGUUACUUUAAUUUACUUGUCUCUGCCCAGUUGAGCAGUUCUCUGGACUUUGUAAAGCCACACAGCCAUAGAAUUCCGCAUGUACUUGGGGGGGAGAUUUGCAGAAUGUUCGUGAAUUUUAAUUGAUGAAAACGGUGUUGUUUUCAUAACUUCCACUUUGUUUCGCACAAGUAUGCUGGAAGUACAUAGGUAACUGAACAAAAAUUGUUUGAAUCUAUGUGCAAAAUAAGUGCAGUGAAAUGCACAUUUGUUUCUCAAGAUAAAGGGAAAAACCGUGUAUAUGUGGAAAGAUUAAUUUUGAAACAAGGAGAGGAAGACAUCGGGAACUACAUGUAGAAAAAUAUAGAAGCAGCUUGUAUAGAUGGUUUAAGUUAUACGGCAUAUAUAUAUGUUACAGUAAAUGUGGAAUAUAAUUACAUUAAUAACACAAAUGUACGUGAUACACUGUUGCUUUUUUAAUGGAACUUUGUUCUCUUUAUUUCAGUGGAAAUAUAUAUAUUUCUGUGAAUGUAUGAAGUCUGUGAUAUUUACACGUAGAAGUGCUUCCUCAAAUUGAUGUAUGUGAUACCAAAAGUGAUGCAUUUAGUAUUGGAAAGUUGUUCAGCUUCGUAGUUUAGCUGAGACCGGUGUUGAAUUGGAAGCAGUUUGCUACCCCCAAUGCUCCUAGAUUGUUUUCAAUUGGCCAGAAAGUUCCGUGGGACUUUGCAGGAUUGCGGAAGGUAGUUUCCGCAGCCUGGUUGCUGUUACUUGACUAGAUGGCUCUUGGCAGUUGAGGUAUGAAAUCUGGGCUCCUGCAGUUUAAUGGAUUUUGGAGGAUGUAGGAUUGUAGGAGUUGGGGUUAAGCUGUGUCUGAUGUGUAGGCUACUAUUGAGGACUCAGCAUCUUCCGCUUACCGACAAUAACCUUGGUACCAUACCGAUAGAUCUUCAGCUAGAAAAAAAACACAGGAAAUCAUCUCAAGUGGUAUGGCAUCCAGGGUAUAACUGGGUACAAGAUGCCGCUGAAGUCUUUUCAGUUGUAGCCUUGAUUUUGUAAAGUAUCAAAGCAAUCAUUUCAGACGCUGGUGUCUGGGGUUGCCCUCCUUUUGUAAUUCUGUGUGCAGUGCACCACGUCAUGACAAUGCGUUAAUCUAAAGUAACAUGGUUUGUUUCCCUCCCCGCCUGUUUGUUUGGUUUAUUUAUAAAUAAACAUGUACAUGUGCAUGUUGGACCAGAUUGACAAGUUAUGUCUUGUAAAUAAUACACGUAUGUGCCAUCAAUAUUGCUGUGCUAUUAAUUUUUAAUUCUUUUUGUCUGUUGCAGCUUAUAAACACCCCCCCCCGUUAAUAUUCCCAAAUUGUACAUAUAUGUAAUUGUGGCAAACGCUUUGUUUCAGUAGAAUACCACUAUAAUAGAGAGAAAAACGCUUGCUGUUCACUCGUGAGGUUUUAGCAUUGUUGAAGUUGCUAGCAUUGUGACUCGGCUAAGAUUCUUGGCCAUGUGUUGCAUACAGGUUGGUGGAUUCAGUAGCGUGCUAUGAACAGAGAUGAUGCAAACAAUCGCAGACAGCCAGUGUUCAUGUCAAAGCCAGAUGGCUGUGUUGGUGGACCAUGUCUGCGGAGGUCGCUGGUUCGAAUCCCACUGCAGUUAUCUUUGUUCUAUUCAGUAGUUAGGAAAAUACUUGGGAAAACAUGACAAAUAUCUGUAUACCUUUCAUGUAUGUGCACAUAUUAUCUUGUUUCCGUUUGGGAUUAGGUAUGUGCAUACCUGGGAAACCAAGGUUUUGCCCAACUGUGGGAAUGUUGUGUAAGCUGGUUUCCUAGUUGAUUCAGUGUUAUCACAGUUAAAAAGGAAGGGUUGGAGCAAGUGUAGAAGUGAAUGAUUUCACCUUCCUGGUUCACAUGUGCAGUUACUGUACCAUUUGCUGUUAGUCAUGACUUAUCAGGGAGAUCACCGGAUUAUCCCCCUCAACAUUGUCAGUGGCCUUUCUGAUUUUCACCGUAAGGGACAGGUGCACACCGAGUCCACAACUGGCACAUUUUAUAGUGAUAUUCUACUGUAUUAUGAUUCACUCGUACCCUGGACCAUCCUUAGUAUUUGUUGUUUAUUUGCGUCAGUUUAGGGAGUGCAGAUUUUGUGUAUUUAUGAUGAUGUAUGUUUUUACAUAGAGCAAUAAUGUAACUUGGAGAAUUGUGCACAAGCCAAAUUCUCACCUGAAGUGUAUGGUAACAUGUUUUCAUCAAACAGUCCAGCAGGAAUACCCUGGCAUGGAUUUCUAUUGAUUGAAACACUGAAUCAUGUUUGAAAUCUGCUGCCAUUGCUGCUUAUAUUUUCAAAGGAAAACAUGAAGACAUUCUGCUCCCCCGUGGUAUGCAUAGGUUUAGCUGUGUUCAAGGCGAGAGAGAAGACAUGACAAGUAUUUGAAGUCAAAUUAAGGUGGAAGAUUUAUUUUUUGCCAUAUCCAUGUACAUGAAAUAACUCGCACAUAUUGGUAUUUGGUAUCUUGUCAAAACACUAUGCCUGACUCAGCAAUCUUGGUGAAAAUAGAAGGAAAUGAGGAAUCUCGUGUUUUAAAGAAUACGGUGGCAUCUUGAAAGUCGUUCACAUUCUUUUUUAAAAAUUUGGAAUUUGUGCCUGGGGGAUUAACUCGAGUCACAAGUCAGUCCAAAAGCAGUGCGUCAGUCGAUGGCUCAACAGGUGAAAUAGACCAUUCACACCACAGGAACACUUGCCUAAUUUUUUUUCAAAACAGAAAUAUCAUUCUCGGAUAAAUUUAUAAGCUUAGAAAAAAUGAGCAUGGGAACCAGUGGCAUCUAAUGUGCACUUCAUGACAAUUUGGCUGGUAACCGAAUUUCAUUUAUUGAAGUUCUACACUACUCGGUGUUCUGUGCCUAUUUGACCGGCACACCAAAACAUGCCGCUGCUUAAAAAGGACGGUGUAAUAUUGAAUGUGGCAUAAAACCAACUCCAAGGAAAUGUAUUUAGGGAACCUCAGAGAAAACAUUAUUUUAAUCUGCAUAGUAGUAAGUGAAAAAUAGUCACAUGGCAAAUAAAGUACCACAAAAUAUA